This is a messenger RNA of Siniperca chuatsi (mandarin fish), 3555 nucleotides long. RefSeq names its product coiled-coil domain-containing protein 149-like. Bases 212 to 2032 code for a protein of 606 amino acids. The transcript has 12 exons. NCBI's taxonomy places the organism in Eukaryota, Metazoa, Chordata, Actinopteri, Centrarchiformes, Sinipercidae. The record is from RefSeq and is a predicted model, not a curated record.
AGUUUUACGAGGGUUUCCAAAUGCGUCGUGACGCUUCUCUGACGUCGGGACGGUGGGAAGUGAUGCAGACGGUGUUCCUCGAUCAGCUAAUCCGUUUUGAUGAUGCAGAAUGUUUCUAAAUCUGAUGACCAGAUCCAACAUGGUGAUGCUUAUUUGAAAAACUCACCUUGCGUCAUUAUUAACCUUUUUUUUUCCUGCCGCGCGGAGCGAGAUGGAUCCGUUCAGGAGGAGCGAGAGUGACUGGCAGGGGCUGGUCAGCGAGUUCCUAAUCUGUAAGCAGAAGUUGGAGAGUAAGAAAGAAGCUCUCCUGAUUCUGUCUAAAGAGCUGGACACCUGCCAGCAGGAGAGGGAUCAGUACAAACUGAUGGCCAACCAGCUCCGUGAGCGACAUCAAGGACUCAAGAAGAAGUACAGAGAACUCAUUGAUGGAGAUCUCUCUUUGCCUCCUGAGAAAAGGAAUCAAGUGAAUUUGGCCCAGCUACUGAGAGACUCCAGAGAAAAAAGCAGUCAGCUUUCUGAGGAGGUGAAGGAGCUGAAACAAAGACUGGUGGAAGCUCAAGGUGAUAACAAGCUCCUACGAAUGACCAUCACCAAACAAAGGCUGGGAGACGAGGAGGUUGGCGCUCGACACUUUCCUGCACAUGAACGAGAGGAUCUGGUCAAACAGUUAGAAAGAGCUCGAGAACAGAACGAGGUUCUGGAGCACAGUGUGAAGUCGCUCACAGACGAGCUUCAGGACGUACGAGCGGAGCGUGUCGUGUUUCAGCAGAAGGCUCAUCGCCUCAAUGUGGAAAUGAACCACAUCGUGGGCAACGAUGAGAUACGGAUUUUAGACAUAGAUGCACUCUGCAUGGAGAACAGGUAUUUGCAUGAGCGCUUCAGUCAACUUCAAGAAGAAAUCAACUUGCUCAAAACAAAUCUGGUGAAGUACAAGAGUGCCCUGGACUGUAGGAAAAACUCUAAAAUCUGUGGGAAAGCUAAUAGUAGUGCACUGACUGGGGUGCUCUCUGCUAAACAAGUGAAGGAAUUGUUACUGUCUGAAGAAAGCGGUUGCAGUUUGCCGGUGACUCCUCAGUCCAUCUCAGACCUCAAGUCUCUGGCCACGGCUCUACUGGAAACUAUCCACGAGAAGAACAUGGUGAUUCAGCACCAACGCCAAAUCAACAAGAUUCUUGGAAAUCGAGUAGCAGAGCUGGAGAAGAAACUAAAAACAUUAGAAAUGUCUGGAUUAUGGAGCCUGCCAGGUGGACAUAAGUAUCUUAAUAUACUGAGACUAUUGUGUUUCUUUGAAGCCUGUAUUCAACAUACUGUUUACAAUAAUUUACACUCCUUAUCCUUUCUUCUGUCCUUCUGUUUCUUGCUACCUGGAGGCCUGACUUAUAAUGUGUCUCUGGGAAUAUAUGGAAGAGGAAAAGACACCAUCAUCCUGAAUACUCAGCAGGCUGAGUCAACAGAGUCUCCUGGACAGGAAGGUGAUGAAGGGUCAGAAGAGAUAGCUGUCGAUCAGCAGAGCUCCGCAGAAGUCCCAAACCAAGAGAGUGGAACACCAGUGCAAGAGGAACUUCACCAGGAGGCACCGUCGCCAUCCAGCGAGGAGACACGCCAGCAGAACCCCUUGUACCAGUCAGCUGACGAAGAGCCAGAAACACCAGACAGUGAAGAGUCUCGUGCCAUUGGUCAAUCGCAGAUCACAAUUGAUUUAACGGCUUUAAUGAGUCACCGGUCAAAAGAAGAGGAGUGCCUGAGUGGUUCCCCUCCCACAGUGACAGAUGUGAGCACACACCCUCGGUCAGACCUCUGCCACUUACAGCAAACCUUAGAGAGCUCUGACCCCACGGGAGGAGGACAGGGUGAGUCCGAAGAAUGCACCGAAGGGGUGGAAACUGUUGAAAUGGAGUGUAUUCUAACAGGGGAAAACAUCAAUAACGUUAUAUCCACUGCAGGCUUUGCCGAAGAGCAGGAGGACGUCCAGUCAAACCCGGAGACAAAGCUUUCAGAUGAGACAGACGUUUGUGUUAGUCAGGAAGUCUAAGCAUAGGAAAGAUAAUGAUGAAAGAUUCAUUUAUAAUGUGAUGCUACUUUAUUCUUUUUUAUGAAUAAUGAAAAAAAUCAGGACAAAGUGACACUCCCGAGCUGUUAUGAUUGACAGGUGGUGUGUUGUAAUGACCACUACAUUACAAAAGUAACACAGUUGUCUGUUUCAAAAUUAUUUUUUGGGGAGUCUUACUGUAUGUCGUCCCACCUUUUAAACUGAUAAAUUACAAUACAUGGCCCAAAGUAUGUGGACGAGCAUUAGUGAGGUUUGGCCUGGCUCGCAGUCGAUGUUCCAGUUAAUCCAAAAGAUGUUGGAUGAGUUUGAGGUCAGAACUCUGUGCAGGGUUUUUUAAGUUCUUCCACACCAAAUUGGGAAAACCAUUUUUGUAUCGAUCUUGCUUUGCAACAUUGUCAUGCUGAAACAGAAAAAGGGUUAUUCCCUAAUUGUUGCCAAAGUUGGAAGCUAUACAUUGUGUAUGUAUCAGAGGUGGAGAGUGAAGAAAUAGUGAUCUAUGGUGAUUAAAAAGUAGCAAAAGGGGCUAUGGAAUGUGGCUGAUAUGGCUAUCACGCAACAUAGGUGUGAUGAUUUAGAUUUUUAUGCCUUUGAUCAUAACGUGCUCGAUCAUUUACUUGAGUCGUGGGAAUUCUUGCUCUGACUGAGAGACUGAACUUGAACUCAACAGUGAAGGAGAAUGUAAUUUGCAUAAAAUUUCUGCUGUUAACUCCGGAGUAAGACUUCAGGUUUUGUUUCACAUAGAAAUGAGUUCAAAGAGGGACAAAGUGCAGUUGCUGCUCUCAGUUGACCAUGAACAGAAAGAUCUGGUGUCGCUUAGCAAUGAAUUGUUUGUCUGAAACUUCUCCUUUAUCUUUCUACCUCUGUCCACGCUUCAGCAUUGACGUUAAAGAAACCUACCAUAUCUUAUUGAUUACUACAUCAACAAUAGACAGUUUAUUUUGUUUCUUCAAACAUAAUACAAACAUUUCCAAACACUUUUAUUUCUUAUUAUCGUCUUAAGAUUUAUAUUGUGGGACAUUUACUCACUCUGCUUUUUUGCUAGCAGAUUCUGUCUAGAGGCUACAGUCAUUUUGUUUAAAACUAAAUGUCCUUACACAAGUUUUUAUUUUCAAUCAUGAAAACGCAAUAUUAUCAAAGCUAUAUAAAAUGCUGCAUGACAAUAUACUAUUAAUUACAGAUAGUUGCAUUUUCUUUUUUAAUCCAUGCUUUUAUUUCAUUCCUUGACAGAUGUCUUCAAAACAAAUAUUUGAUGAUUUACAACAAUUUGUCAGUUGACGUUGAACAAACAGAUCUUAGUUAAGAAUACAUUUACAGUAUUUAUUAGUCUAUAACACAACAAAGUCACUUCAUCUAGAUUAUCAGUACUGAUGUCCUGAUUGUGUUUUCGUGGUGAAAAAUAUUAUUAACUCACCAGAUAGAAAUUACAUAGAGCCAUAUGUGUUGAAUGUGUACAAAAAUGUGGACAAAAUGGAUUUAUUUCUGCAAAAUAAAUAAUUUUAAACUAC